This is a messenger RNA of Pipistrellus nathusii (Nathusius's pipistrelle), 435 nucleotides long. The record is from the annotation of a GenBank genome assembly. NCBI's taxonomy places the organism in Eukaryota, Metazoa, Chordata, Mammalia, Chiroptera, Vespertilionidae.
AUGAAGACCCUUCUGUUGUUGGCCUUGGCCAUGGCCUUUGGCCCACUGCAGACCCACGGGAACUUGCUGGAUUUCCAGAAAAUGAUCAAGUUUACCACAGGAAAGAAUGCUGUGACUAAUUAUGCCUUCUAUGGCUGCUACUGUGGCUACGGUGGCCGAGGAUCCCCCAAGGAUGCAACGGAUUGGUGCUGUGCUGCACAUGACUGUUGCUACAGCCGCCUGGAGAAGCGGAAAUGUGGCACCAAGUUUCUGAAGUACAACUUUGAUUACCGAAAGGGCCAAAUCGUCUGCGCAAAGGAGGAUUCCUGUCGCAGGCAGCUGUGUGAAUGUGAUAAAGCCGCUACCACCUGUUUUGCGAGUAACCGGAACACCUACAAGAAACAGUACCAGUUCUACCUCAACAUACGUUGCCGUGGGAGGAGGCCCCAGUGCUGA